This is a messenger RNA of Rubroshorea leprosula, 2074 nucleotides long. NCBI's taxonomy places the organism in Eukaryota, Viridiplantae, Streptophyta, Magnoliopsida, Malvales, Dipterocarpaceae. The record is from the annotation of a GenBank genome assembly.
GUGUUAAGGAGACUGAAGGAGAAAUUCGUCAUUCCCAGGUAACUGAAAAGAUUAUGCACAAUUGUGAGAUUGAAGGUUCUUUGUCUUCUGGUUCUCAUCCAAAUAAUUGCCUAGAAGAUACCUGUCUGAAUGGUGCACAGCCAUUGGAACGUGAAAAUGCUCGAUCAGCCAUUCCUGGAAUAGAUUUGGCCCCCACUCAAUCAGACAAGUGCAAAAGUGAUAAUGAUGCUGAAGCAACGGAUAACUCAUUGUUGGAAACCAUUAAAUUUGAAUUAUUGAACGAUGAUUCUGAAAGUUGUCCUUGUAGUGAAUCCAUGGAGGAUCAAUCAUUGUCUUCCUUCUCACAUCCUAAUACCGUAGAUGAGUUUCUCAAUGCCAGCUUUGUUAGAGUGCUGGACUUUAAGGAGCAUUCACAGAUUCCUGCAGAAUCAAAGGGAAAAAGUGAAGAUAUUGAUCGUGUUAAAGAGGCUCAAGUAGCAUGUCCAUAUUCCCAAGGCCAAGAGAGUGAAGAAAUUAUGUCCAAUUCUAAAAUUGACAGUUCCAGGUGUCCUGGUUCUCAUCCAAAUGAUUGCCAAGUGCUUUCAGUUUCGGAAUAUACAAAUACACCAUUGCUUUCGGAUGGUGCAGAGGUAUUGGAACGUGGAAAUGCUCAAUCAGAAUAUAAUUACCAAGCAAGUUCUGGAUUUCACUUUGGUUCACCACAGCUUGCUGCAGAACAGAUACAUGCUGAAGAUAGUUUUCUUGAAAGUUUGCCAAACAAUUUUGGUAUAGAAUCAGACCCCUUUCAACUAAACAGGAGCAAUAGUGAUUUGCAUGCUGAACUAGCACAAGCAACAGAUGACCGCUCCUGGACUUCCCAUGAGUAUACAACAUGUAAAGAUGACGGGAAGUGUUUUACUCCUUGUGAAUCCAUGGAGCUCGAAUCAUUGUCUUCCUUUGGGUGCCAUUCACAGAUUCAAGAAAAAUCAAAGGCUUCAGUUGAGGGUUCUUCAUCUUUAUCAGAAUCAGCAUGUGAUGCGACUUCCAAAUUUCAUGAACAAGAAGUUAAUCACCUUGAACUAAUGGAUUCUGUUGACCCUCAGCAGAAACGUCCAGAUUUAAGAAAUAAUAAUUCAAAGGAAAAUCACUUUCAAAAAUCAUUAUCAAAUGAAAAAGACGGUUAUGUUCUACCCCUAGAUUCAGAUGGUGACUCGAAGUUUGAGGGAAAAUUAAUCUACUCUUCUUCUAUAGGACAGCAUUUGGUCAAUGCACUUUUAACAGAAGAAGGUUCAAAGAAGAUGUGCAGUUCUGGGGCCAACAGGGAAACAGGUGAGAAUGAAAAUGAGAAUGAUGUUUCCAGCAUUCCUUCUGAAGGGAAAUUAAAUAUCCAAGAUAUAAAUGCUGCUGAAAACUAUAGUAGCAAUGCCGAGGCAAAUCUUCUUCUGCGUUUUGAUAACAUACUGUGGUCAGCCUCCAGUGCCACAAAUUCUGUCACCAGCAGCCUAGAGGAUGCAUCCCAGUUGAGCAGUAAAAUCAGUUCAUUGCAGAAAGGGGACAACAAAGAAUUGGACCAGAUGUUAAAGACUGGUUCAGGAAUGGAAUUUUCCCCAGAAAAAUUAAAGGACCAGCUGCUUCAGAAGCAUCUGAAAGAGAAGUUGCGUGUAUGGAUCUUACAGAAGAAAGCUGAAGGUGGUUAUGGCCCUAGGAUAUUGGAUGAGGAUGGACAAGGUGUUCUACAUUUGGCAGCUGCACUUGGCUAUGAUUGGGCUUUGAAGCCUACUAUAGAUGCUGGUGUAAGAGUUGAUUUCCUUGAUGUGAAUGGAUGGACUGCACUUCACUGGGCAGCAUCUUGUGGCAGGUGAACAGCUCAACACUUCUUUUGAUUAUUUCUAUUUAAGGUUACCAUUCUUCUAUGUUUCUUUAGCUCUUUUCCUUUUUGAGCAUUUUGCUGUUGUCCACAAGAGAAGAUCCAAAGAAGACUCUAAAAUAAUGGCUCUGCAGGUUAGCAAAUACUCCAUAAUCAGGGAAAAUAUGUCUUUCUUGAAAUUUCAGAUUCAAACAUACGUGAAAAAUGCCAUAUCAUCUGACAUUUCAU